AUGUUCAAACAUGCAGCUUCAAAAUUGUGUGAAGUUUAUGAAAAAGAGGAAAUGUCCGAUGUGGCGGCAAUUUUCUCUUUCACCGUGAUGAGUUUGUUGUGUGUUCUUGGUGCAAUCGGAAAUAUUCUCGUGAUUGUGGUUUAUUGUGUACGUCCUACCAGAUCAUUUAUUCGCCCAUUCAUAGUGAUUACUCCACCCAACGGUCAAACUAAUAAUGCUCAGCCAACCGGUGAAACUCCCGUAUUGAAUAAUCAGACAUCAGUACCGAUCAUAUGUGAUUCACCUAUAUCAUUCAAAUCCCUGCAUCAUCGACGUACAUCCAAUUCCCUACAAACACGUCUGAUUCUCCUAUUGGCUGUGGUUGAUUUGGUCACUUGUCUGUUGAUUCUUCCCUGGGAUAUAUUACGCUCCGUUCGAUUUGCUGUGGGCACUGCUUCACGCAUGAAUCAAUCUGAUGAGUAUGCGCCGAUCGAGUUCACCAACUGGAAUCAAACCACCGCCUCAUUUGCCGAUGUGCUUGCUUUUAUUUGGUCCAAUGAUGCACUCACAGAGAUUCUCAGACUAUUACGUAAUGUUGCAUUUGCUUGCGAAGGAAGUAUUCUAGCCGCUAUCGCCGUGGAACGUUAUUUAACUGUCGUUGGAAGUGUUCGAUCUAUAUGGAAAGAAUGUGUUUCAAUCACUCACUGUACUCCAUGCACACACUUGUGCGAUAGAUAUAGAAAACAUGGACAGAAUCCGGGUGUGGAAACAGAAAAUAAUUCCCAGUUGUCCAACACCGAUCAAUAUUGGAAUGAGGAGAGUUUCGCACCGUCCGAGGUGUCCAAAUUAGACGCGGAUCAGAUGAGCACAACACAAGCAUCGGGCAAUUUUCGUUGGUCUACUCCAAGUAUAAACAGACGAUGCUGUUGUAGUUCCGGUGACCGGUGUGGAUGUCAUAUGACUUGUUCCCGUGGUACUGUAUGUUCGAAGCAAACUUUCAUAUGGAGUUUGAUCCUGGCGCUUUGUUUAAGUGUACUGGCUUUGGAAUUGGUUAUUAUUAUGUUACGCCUCCGUCUCGGUGCCUGUCGGCUAUCGAACAGUUUACGCGAGUACACUGAUAAAAGUUAUAUCAUGCUUACUUUAUUUUCAUUUGUUUUAAUUUGUUAUUUGUAUUUAUGCAUAUUUAUUACUGUACGUCAAACAGACAUGCGGAAAAACAACUGGUCGUCCAAACCCUCAGCGAUGAGUGAAUCGCGAACCAGUCGCCCGAAUAUGACAGCCAAUGCCACUCGAUCAGUGAUCGCCACAUCCCCAUUUAUUCCAUCAUCUAACCUUGAACUGGAAACCAGAGAUACGGCCAUUGAAACACAAACUCCGUUCGAAAUGGCUCGGGUUUACAAAUACGUAAGUUUUGCUACCGGUUCCCCGAGUCGAUUAGAUCCACCCGUGGUGAUUGAUCCGACCACGAGUACUCGAUCAACAUCCACAGUGAACUGUUUUCGACCACGCGAAGAGGGCCUGACCGAUACCGUGCAGGCACUGACAAGGCCCAAUCCAGUUCCAGCUGGUUUGCGGUAUCCUCGAGCAAAAAGUCCAUUUCUUCGAAGUCGUCGAACCGGGCUAAUGUUGUUCACUUCAACAGUUGUAUUCUACGCAACUCUGCUCCCGUUGCUUUGGGUUCAUUUGAAAUGGUGGUUGGAGGAUAGCGAUCCCAGCUCGCAUUCUGCUCAAGGACAUUCGGGCAUGGUUGUACACCACGAAUUCUACUAUGUGAACAAUGCAAUCAAUGUAUUUAUCUAUUCCAUGUUCAACAGUCGAUUUCGUGAACGUUUACACAUGGUUUGUGCGAAAAGAGUAAGGUACUAUUGA
Molecule: messenger RNA, 1848 nt
Organism: Echinostoma caproni
Lineage: Eukaryota; Metazoa; Platyhelminthes; Trematoda; Plagiorchiida; Echinostomatidae
Source: the annotation of a GenBank genome assembly